AUGAAGUACUCAUGGGUCUUGGCUACUCUGGCAGUCCUCGCCUCUGCGAGUGACGACGCAACCUGUCCGACAGGUCAGUGCCGCUGCAUGCCUACCGACAGCUGCUGGCCCUCUGCUUCUUCCUGGGCUGCGCUCAACUCGACUAUUGGGGGUCGGCUAAUUGCGACCGUGCCUAUUGGAUCGCCCUGCCAUGAUCCCAACUACGAUGCAGAUGCCUGUGCCGCUUUGCAGAGUGCUUGGAAUCUGCCCCAGACUCACAUCUCAUCCUCGUCAUCCAUCAUGCAAACUUUCUUUGCCAAUCAGAGUUGUGACCCCUUCACCCCAGAGUCUACUCCCUGUCUCAUGGGCAACUAUGUCGACUACGCGGUCAAUGUGUCUUCUGCCAACGAUGUGAUUGCCGCCGUCAACUUUGCCAAGAAGAACAACAUCCGCUUCGUCAUUCGCAAUACUGGCCAUGAUUACUUUGCUCGCUCUACCGGUGCUGGCGCGCUCUCCGUCUGGAUGCACAACUUCAACGCCAUCCAGUACAAAAACUGGUCUGAUCCGCACUACUCUGGUCCUGCUUUCAAGUUCGGCGCCGGUGUCAUGGGCUUCCAAGUCCUUGAAGCUGCUCACGCCAAGAAUUUGGUCGUUGUCGGCGGCGAGUGUCCCACCGUCGGUCUCGCUGGAGGCUAUAUCCAGGGUGGUGGUCACUCCGCCCUUAGUACCUCCUUUGGUCUCGGGGCUGACAACACCUUGGAAUUCGAAGUCGUCACUGCCGCUGGGAAGUUGGUGACUGCCAACCGUCAACAGAACUCCGAUCUGUAUUGGGCUCUUAGUGGCGGUGGUGCCGGUAACUACGGCGUUGUUAUUUCUGCCACCGUCAAGGCUCACCCUGACGCUAUUAUUUCCGGUGCUGGUCUCCAGUUUGCCUCCAGCUCUACCACCCCCGACAUCUUCUACGAAGCUGUCACCCAGUUCCAUUCUUUGCUGCCUGCGAUGAUCGAUUCUGGAGCUACAGUCAUCUAUGAAAUUGCCGCUUCUUUCUUCGCCCUCAACCCUGUCACUGCAUACAACAAGACCAGCGACGACGUCAAGACUCUAUUAACUCCUUUCCUCAACGUUCUGGACAACCUGAACAUCCCUUACGCCGUCUCCUACACCCAAUACAAUUCCUACUACGACCAUUACAACAAAUACAUGGGUCCCCUGCCCUACGGCAACCUCGGCGUCGGCGAAUUCCAAUACGGCGGCCGUCUCAUCCCCCGCGACACACUCAACACUAACCCCACCGCCAUCGCCGCCGCAAUCCGCAACAUCACCGAACACGGCGUCCUCGCUGUCGGCGUCGGGUUGGACGUCUCCAAUCCCGGCGACGUCUCAAACGCCAUCUUCCCGCCCCUCCGCAACGCAGCAGUUACCAUGCAAAUCGGUACACCAUGGAACGAAACCGCGCCUUGGUCCCAGAUGGUCGCAAACCAGUACCAAAUGACUAAUGAAUUCGUCCCGCAACUUGAAGCUGUCACUCCCGGAAGUGGAACUUACCAAAACGAGGCUGAUUUCAGACAACCUGAUUGGCAAAACACCUUCUUCGGGGCUAAUUAUGAUCCCUUGCUGAAGAUUAAGCAGACAUGGGACCCGGACCAUUUCUUCUACGCACUCAAGGCGGUGGGAAGUGAUUAUUGGACUGUUGAUGAUAAUGGGCGUAUGUGUGUUGCUUAA
This is a messenger RNA of Talaromyces stipitatus ATCC 10500, 1701 nucleotides long. Its product is annotated as isoamyl alcohol oxidase, putative. Gene Ontology annotation, molecular function: FAD binding; oxidoreductase activity. The coding region runs from base 1 to 1701 and encodes 566 amino acids. NCBI's taxonomy places the organism in Eukaryota, Fungi, Ascomycota, Eurotiomycetes, Eurotiales, Trichocomaceae. The transcript is spliced from 3 exons. The record is from RefSeq and is a predicted model, not a curated record.